AUGAGACAGACAUUAAGUGAAAUAUACAAUAACAAAGAAAUUAAUUAUGAGGAUAAUGAAUUUGAUAUUGAAACAGGGAAAGCUAUUAAAUGGUCAGUAGAGUAUAAUGAAUAUUUUCGAAAUAUCAGUAUAAAAGCUCAAAAAAUUGAUAACAAAAUAAAUUCUCAAUUUCCAACAAUUGAUAAUGAGACAAAAGAAGAAUUUUCAACAAUUGAUGAAUAUG
Molecule: messenger RNA, 223 nt
Organism: Entrophospora sp. SA101
Lineage: Eukaryota; Fungi; Glomeromycota; Glomeromycetes; Entrophosporales; Entrophosporaceae
Source: the annotation of a GenBank genome assembly